This is a messenger RNA of Lasiosphaeria miniovina, 1758 nucleotides long. RefSeq lists its product as uncharacterized. The transcript is spliced from 2 exons. The record is from RefSeq and is a predicted model, not a curated record. The coding region runs from base 1 to 1758 and encodes 585 amino acids. NCBI's taxonomy places the organism in Eukaryota, Fungi, Ascomycota, Sordariomycetes, Sordariales, Lasiosphaeriaceae. Gene Ontology annotation, cellular component: nucleus.
AUGGCCCCUUCAUCGUCGCCGACAGCCGCCACCACCCUGCCCACGAUAUCCAGACCCAGUUCUAUUGCAUCGACCUGCCAGACCAAUGCCACCUCUUUGGCCCCGCUUCAAGUAAGGGGGCCAGAUAUCAAACCGCUCCGCGAAGAGGAAGUCGAGCCUGGUAGCUUUGACCUGAUCAACCCCGCGGCAUCUGACGAUAGCGGCCGGUAUUGUAUGGAGAAGCGAUCGGAGCAGCUCUUCUCGGGCCGUCACCUAGCAUUCAUGCUUGCCGACCAGAACCUCAUGAUACGAUUCAACGACUUUGUUCAAACUUACCGACCGGCUUCGGCCCCGUUAUUGGUUUACUAUUUUGACAUCCUCAAGGCACUACGGGCUGUCGAGUACUCAAACACCAUUGCAAGCAACCUGCCGUCUCUUGGAGAUCACGACUUUGCCAAGGACAAGGCUCCAUCGACGGUAAACCUUCUCCUCCAGAAAAAGGCCGACCUGGCGUUCGAUGCACUCGUUCGAGAAGAACUCCCGGCUUUUAUCACCCACACAUGGAUCCGGACAGCAACUAUUUCCAUCAAGAAAAGAAUCACCGGGUCGCUACCAGCUCACCUCCGAGAAAUGUCUGAAGGCUUAGCAGAAGUCUUUUGCUUGACAGACCCGUCCCGUGAAGACAAUCCAAUUGUUUUCGCUUCAGAAGAAUUCUACCGAACAACCCAGUAUGGCACAAAUUACGUGGUAGGUCGGAAUUGCCGUUUUCUUCAGGGGCCAAAGACGGACCGCUCCAGCAUCCAGCGACUGAGGAGGAAUUUGUCGGUUGGCAAAGAGCAUUGUGAAACAAUUCUCAACUACCGCAGAGACGGCUCUCCCUUCAUGAACCUGCUCAUGUGCGCCCCUCUUGUCGACAGCCAGGGGGUCAUGAGAUAUAUGCUUGGGGCGCAGAUCGACGUCUCCGGACUUGUUAAGGAUUGUGUCGGCCUCGAGUCUCUACGGCGGCUCGUCAAUAGCGAGACUACUUCUAACCAAGUGGCAGAGGACUUCACGGGGAAUGAAAACGGGGUCCAGACCAAGAACGACGCGUUCCGGGAGAUGAGCGAGCUAUUUGACGUCGCCGAGAUGGAAACUGUGAGGAGGCAUGGCGGCGAAAUGCAUCGCUUCCGCGAGGGGAUACAGCACGACGGCGCCAUUUCGAACUGGCAAAAGCCACGAUUGGUCAUCCAAGAAGAGACUUCAAACACCCCUGAUCCGCAAGCCGCCAUCGAUUUGGCCAACGGACGACUUGCGGGCAUCUACGAGCAUUACCUCCUUGUGCGGCCGUUUCCUAAUCUACGGAUCCUCUUCACCUCGCCUUCUCUUCGCGUGCCCGGAAUACUUCAGAGUCCGCUGUUCUCUAGGAUCGGGGGCUCUGACCAUGUCCGAGGUGAGCUUACCAGGGCGUUUGCCGACGGGACUGUCGUCACUGCAAAAGUACGAUGGAUAAACCGAUUCGAUGGCGAUGGCCGGACGAGAUGGCUCCAUUGUACACCUCUGCUGGGAAAUGACGGUACGAUAGGCGUCUGGAUGGUUGUAAUUGUUGACGACGAAGAGGACAUACGAACCAGGCCCAAACGCCGAGCCCCUGCCGUUGACGCAGAUAUCCGGCCGAAAUCCAACAGCACCUAUCUCACGAGAAAGCCUACCCUAGAUGACCUAAUGAGCUUGUCCGACCUUGCCCAUUCAGAUACCACCCCCGCCGAUCCCGCAGGCAUUCAGAAUCCAGACCAGACUUAA